AUGGAAGAAGACGCUCCUCAUGGCCAUAAAAGGAGUAGAGAUCGGGAUCAGGAUGACGAGAGCGGCGGCGGUGAAGAGACUGCCAAGUCAGAGGGAAGCGGCGGAGAGAAACAGGAGCGGGGCGCCAGUGACCAGAGCCCUAACCAGAUGGAGCACGAUGAUGACGAUGCUUCACCUGACGAUUUCCAGGAAACCCGUCCUCAGCCCAAGCGUAGUCGCACCCUUCCUCCUCAGCAGAAUCUGAUAGAGAUUGUCAAAGGGAAUGGGGAUCUGAUUUCUAAAGCCGUCAAGAUUUGGGUCGAAAGAUAUGAAGACUCUCCCAGACUUGCAACCGCUGAACUCUUGUCAAUGCUCUUCGAGGCUUGCGGUGCUAAAUACUCCAUCAAGGAGGAGCUGCUUGAUGAGACUGAUGUGGAUGAUGUUGUCGUCGCCCUUGUUAAUCUUGCUAGAGCGGGAGAAAUUGAAGAUUAUCAGAGCUCGAAAAAGAAGGAACUCAAGAACUUCAAAGAAAAUCUUGUCUCAUUCUGGAAUAGUUUAAUCACCGAGUGCCAGAAUGGACCACUCUUUGAUAAACUCUUGUUUGACAAGUGCAUGGACUACAUUAUCGCACUCUCAUGUACUCCACCAAGAGUUUACCGCCAAACUGCCACGCUAAUGGGCCUCCAACUGGUUACAUCUUUCAUUUCUGUAGCAAACACACUCGGUUCACAGCGGGAAACCACCCAAAGGCAAUUGAAUGCUGAAAGCAAGAAACAAGCUGACGGACCUCGUGUGGGGUCCCUCAACAAAAGGUUGUCUGUUACUCAUGAACAGAUAACCACAUUAGAGGACAUGAUGCGCAAAAUCUUCACUGGGUUGUUUGUACACCGUUAUCGAGAUAUUGAUCCCGAUAUUAGGAUGUCAUGCAUUCAGUCUCUGGGCGUUUGGAUUUUGUCUUAUCCUUCUCUUUUCUUACAAGACCUGUAUUUGAAAUAUCUUGGAUGGACGCUUAAUGACAAGGCUGCUGGAGUGAGGAAAGCUUCUCUCUUGGCAUUGCGUAAACUUUAUGAGAUGGAUGAAAACGUCCCUACUCUUGGUCUAUUCACUGAGAGAUUUUCUAAUCGAAUGAUUGAGAUGGCUGAUGAUGUUGAUAUGUCUGCAGCUGUAUGUGCUAUAGGGCUUGUUAAGCAGCUGCUAAGACACCAGCUGAUACCUGAUGAUGACCUAGGCCCUUUGUACGAUUUGCUUAUUGAUCAACCUCAAGAAAUCAGACGUGCGAUAGGAGAGUUAGUGUAUGACCACUUGAUCGCACAAAAGUUUAACAGUUCUCCAUCUGGUCUUACAGGUCAAGAUGAUUCUUCCUCUGAGAUACAUAUCUUCAGAAUGUUACAAAUAUUACGGGAGUUCUCCACUGAUCCGAUUUUAAGCAUUUAUGUAAUUGAUGAUGUUUGGGAGUACAUGAAGGCCAUGAAGGACUGGAAGUGUAUCACCUCUAUGCUUUUGGAUCAGAAUCCUAGGACUGGGUCUACUACUGACCAGGACUUAACAAACUUGAUCAGACUUCUGUUUGCGUCAGUCAGAAAGGCUGUUGGGGAGAAGAUAAUCCCUUCAACGGAUAAUCGAAAGCAGUAUCACAGUAAAGCUCAGCGAGAAAUGUUUGAAAACAACAGGAAAGACAUAACGGUUGGUAUGAUGAAGAACUAUCCACAGCUUCUACGUAAAUUCAUGGCUGACAAAGCGAAAGUGUCAUCUUUGGUCGAGAUUAUUAUGUUUAUGAAACUUGAGCUCUAUUCUCUUAAAAGACAGGAGCAGAGUUUUAAGGCUAUCGUCCGACUCAUUAAGGAUGCCUUUUUCAAACACGGAGAGAAGGAAGCACUGAGAUCUUGCGUUAAGGCCAUAACAUUUUGUGCGUCUGAAAGUAAAGGGGAGCUUCAAGAUUUUUCCCGUGGGAAGCUUAAAGAUCUUGAAGAUGAGCUUUUAGAUAAACUUACUUCUGCAAUCAAAGAAGUCAAGGAUGGAAAUGACGAAUACUCCCUCCUUGUAAAUCUGAAAAGGUUGUAUGAGCUUCAAUUGUUAAAGCCUGUGCUUGUUGAGAGCAUGUUCGAUGAGAUUGCUUUGACGCUCCAUAAUUUCAGAAAUUUGGACGAAGAGGUUAUCUGUUCCCUGCUUCUGAAUAUGCAUAUGUAUGUGGUGUGGUCUCUGCACUCCAUCAUAAAUUGUGAAGCUGUCUCCGAAGCUUCCUUAGCUUCCCUUAUAUCAAAACGCGAUAUCCUGUUUAAGGAGCUUUCAUACUUCCUUAACGGAGUUGAGGAAUCAAGGAAAUAUGGUAAUCCGCUAGCUCUCAGGAUAUGUGCUAUACUCGCGGAGGAGUGGUGUCUUUUUAGAAAGUCAAGUUUUGACUCAAGUAAACUUGAAGUGUUAGGAUAUUGUCCCGACAGUGUUCUACUCAAGAAAUUCUGGAAAUUCUGUGAAGAAAUUUUUAACACCUCAGAUGAGACGGAUGAGGAGGAUGAAAAUAAGGAGUAUGUCGAAGAAACAAGCAGAGAUGUUGCAGCCAUUGCUGCCUGCAAAUUGGUCAUGAGUGAUGUAGCGCCGAAGGACUAUCUAGGACCGGAGAUAAUAUCUCAUCUUGUAAUGCAUGGACAUAGUGUUACAGAAAUCAUAAAGAAUCUUAUAACAUGCUUAAGGAAAAAAGAAGAUAACAUCUCUAAUAUCCAUCUGGAGUCCUUGAAAAAGGCCUAUCAACGGUAUGCAAGUGAAGUUUCUUGUGACGGAGGAGAAUCCAAAGUAGAAAAAUGUCUUGAAGUGUGCCGUGAGCUUGCCGGUCGGCUCUCAGGAAUGUAUAUCGGUGCUGCUCGCAACAAAUACAGAUUGGAGAUUUUGAGUGUAGUAAAGGAAGGUGUUGAGUUUGCUUUUAGGGACGCACCAAAGCAACUGUUGUUUCUGGAAGUUGCUGUCCUUCCAUUCGCGACCAGACUCCCAGCGCCGGACAUCAUGGACAUUAAGAGGGAGGUCCAGGGGCGUAUAGUGCAUGUCAAUACAGAUGAAGAUCCGAGUGGAUGGCGUCCUUGCUUCACCUUCUUAGAAACCUUGGAGGAGAAAUGCCUGAAAACCGAGGAUUUACAAGACGACAAGGAAGGAGCAGCUGCAAAACGCAGGGGGCGGCCAAAAAAGCGUCCGGAAACAGAGCGAAAGAGACUGUUCGAUGAGCAAAGCGGAAGCGAGGAGGAUGAAUCCAUCAGUGGCGGCUCCGAGAAAGAAGAAGUAGACGAGGACGCUCCUCUUAUUGAGACUAUCAGAUCGGCUGCAAGACGCAGAGCUCUAAGGGGCCAACGUUCCAAGGGUCAUUGA
Molecule: messenger RNA, 3330 nt
Organism: Microthlaspi erraticum
Lineage: Eukaryota; Viridiplantae; Streptophyta; Magnoliopsida; Brassicales; Brassicaceae
Source: the annotation of a GenBank genome assembly